Penicillium cinerascens is the source of this 1797-nucleotide messenger RNA. RefSeq names its product phenylalanine--tRNA ligase subunit beta. Bases 1 to 1797 code for a protein of 598 amino acids. NCBI's taxonomy places the organism in Eukaryota, Fungi, Ascomycota, Eurotiomycetes, Eurotiales, Aspergillaceae. Gene Ontology annotation, biological process: phenylalanyl-tRNA aminoacylation. Gene Ontology annotation, cellular component: phenylalanine-tRNA ligase complex; cytoplasm. The transcript has 9 exons. Gene Ontology annotation, molecular function: ATP binding; phenylalanine-tRNA ligase activity; RNA binding. The record is from RefSeq and is a predicted model, not a curated record.
AUGCCCACUAUCUCGGUCGACAAGGCCGCUCUCUUCAAGGAGCUGGGCCGGGAGUAUACCACGGAGGAAUUCGAUGAGUUGUGCUUUGAAUUUGGCAUUGAGCUCGACGAAGAUACCACAGACCAGAACCGCCCGAUCGUCGACGGAGUGCAAGAGCCGCCGCAGCUCAAGAUCGAGAUCCCAGCCAACCGAUAUGAUUUACUGUGCUUCGAGGGAAUUGCGCUGAUGCUCAACAUCUUCCUCGGCCGCAAGCCUCUGCCCGAGUACAAGUUGACCCAGCCCGCUCAACUCCAAGAGAUUAUUGUCAAGGAAGACACCUCCAAGAUCAGACCUUACGUGUCCGGUGCCAUCCUCCGGGGUGUCAAGUUCGACAAGGCUCGCUAUGAGUCCUUCAUUGCCCUUCAAGAUAAGCUGCACCAGAACCUGGCGCGCCAACGGACCCUGGUUUCAAUUGGUACCCACGAUUUGGACACCGUCAAGGGCCCCUUCACCUACGAGGCUCUGCCCCCCAAGGACAUCAAAUUUAUCCCGUUGAACCAGACCCAGGAGAUGAAUGGCGAGGAGUUGAUGAACUUCUACGAGAAACACCAGCAAUUGGGCAAGUACCUGCACAUCAUUCGUGACUCCCCAGUGUACCCGGUUAUCUACGACUCGAGCCGAACUGUUUGCUCUCUCCCCCCUAUCAUUAACGGCGACCACUCGAAGAUCACUAUGGAUACUACCAAUAUCUUCAUUGAGAUCACCGCUCUCGACCGGACGAAGCUCGAGAUUGUGAACCGGAUGAUGGUCACCAUGUUCUCUCAGUACACCUCGGAACCGUUCACUAUUGAGCCAGUCAAGAUUGUGUCAGAGCACAACAACGAGACCCGCAUCACCCCCGACCUCUCUCCCCGCACCGCCGAGGCGGAAGUGUCCUACAUCAACCAAUGCUGUGGCUUGAACCUCACUGCCGUUGAUAUCAGCAACUACUUGAGGAAGAUGGCUUUCCGCGCCAAGCCCUCGAUUAACAAGCCCGAUGUUGUUGACGUUGAGAUCCCUCCAACCCGCGCCGAUGUUCUCCACCAGUGCGACAUCAUGGAGGACGUCGCUAUCGCCUACGGUUUCAACAAUCUCCCCCGCUCGUUCCCCAGCAAAUCAGGUACCAUCGCCCAGCCCCUACCAAUCAACAAGCUCUCCGACAUUAUCCGUGUGGAAACUGCCAUGGCCGGCUGGUCCGAAGUGCUGCCUCUGAUCCUGUGCUCGCACGACGAGAACUUCGGCUGGUUGAACCGCAAGGACGACGGCAACACCGCCGUCAAGCUGGCCAAUCCCAAGACCUCCGAGUUCCAGGUUGUCCGUACCAGUCUGCUUCCCGGUCUGUUGAAGACUAUCCGUGAGAACAAGGCCCACAGCGUGCCCAUGAAGAUCUUCGAGGUCAGCGACGUCGCCUUCAAGGACCUGUCUCUUGAGCGCAAGAGCCGCAACGAGCGUCACUACGCCGCUGCCUUCUACGGCAAGAGCAGUGGUUUCGAGAUUGUGCACGGUCUUAUGGACCGCGUGAUGGCGAUGCUGAAGAGCGCUUUCAUCACUGCCGAAGAGGGUUUGAUCAAUCCCGCUGCCAGCCACUCGCACUACUACAUCAAGGAGCUGAAUGACCGCACUUUCCUCCCUGGCCACGCCGCCUCCGUCCACCUCCGCAUCGGCGGCAAGGACCAUGUCAUUGGCAACUUCGGUAUCCUGCACCCCGAGGUCCUCGAGAAGUACGAACUCAAGUACCCUGUCAGCACCCUGGAGCUCAACAUCGAGCCCUUCCUGUAG